CAUCUUCUUCCUUUUUUGUUUUCCCUUUCACAUAAUGAAGUUAAAUACUUUACGUUUACUUAAUAAUAAGAUUGUUUUUAAAAGGGGUUUUCAUUCUUCUUUAAAUUCAUUAGGUAUUGUUAAGCCCUUUUUAUUAGCUGAUAUCGGUGAAGGUAUUAGAGAAUGUGAAAUUAUUCAAUGGUUUGUUAAACCAGGUUCUACUGUUCAAGAAUUUGAUAGAAUUUGUGAAGUUCAAUCUGAUAAAGCCUCGGUCGAAAUUACUUCUCGAUACUCUGGUAAUAUCGUGAAAUUACAUUAUGGGGAAAAUGAAAUGGCAAAAGUAGGAUAUCCGUUAGUAGAUAUUGAAACUGAAGAAGAGAUGAAGGAAGGAAUAAAAGAAGAAAAGGUCCUUUCAGCAGCGAAUACAAUAACUAAAAAUAGUUCAACUUGGGAGAUGCCAUCUGUUCGUCGGUUAUUAAGUGAAUACAAGUUGAAAAUAAAUGACAUUACUGGGACUGGAAAACAUGGACGUGUCAUAAAAGGUGAUGUUCUUGAUUAUGUCAAAUCAAAUUCUUUGCAAAAAGUUGAAAGAAAACAAGAAUACAUUACUACAGAGUCGUCCCCUUCUUCUUUCGCUAAGACAGUUCCUUUAACUGCUAUUCAAAAGGCCAUGUUCAAGACAAUGUCAAAAUCAUUAUCCAUUCCUCAGUUAGGCUAUAAAGAUGAAAUUGAAUUGAAUCAAGCUUCAGAAUAUCGUCUAGAACUUAAUAGAUAUAUCUCUAAUCAUCCUCAUUUAUUUCCUUUCAAAAAGAUUUCUUACCUACCCAUCUUUAUCAAAUCUUUAUCUUUAUCUUUGUCAUUUUAUCCUAUUAUGAAUGCUUAUUUUGAACAGAAUCAUGUUUCGUAUCGAGCUCAUCAUAAUAUUGGUGUGGCUAUGGACACUCCCCAGGGAUUAAUGGUACCUAAUAUAAAAAACGUUGAAAAGAAGUCCGUUUUCGAAGUGGCAACUGAGCUACAUAGAUUAACUGAAUUAGCUAAAGCAGGCAGUCUUACUCCUUCUGAUCUCAAGGGAGGAACAAUCACUCUAUCCAAUAUUGGCGCUAUAGGUGGAAUGUAUGCUAAUCCUGUCAUCGUCCCUAAUGAAUUAGCUAUUGUUGCUUUAGGUUCAGCUCGAAGGUUGCCUAGGUUUGAUUCUAACAAUGAGGAGAAAAUGGUUGCUAAACAAAUCUUACCUGUCAGUUGGUCGGCUGAUCAUCGAAUUAUUGAUGGUGCAACUAUUGCUCAGUUUGGAAAUAUGUGGAAAAGCUUUAUAGAAAAUCCUGCACUUUUUGCAAGUAAAUUACGCUAAUAGUUAGUGUAGAAGGAAUUAAAAUUAAAAAUAAAUAAUUAAAAUUUUCAAAAUUUAAGAAACACGGGUUUCUCUUUUUUUAUAUAUUUUAAUAUUAAAAAAAAAAUCAAGUGAAAAAUAAAAUAAAAUAAAAUAAAAUAAAA
Molecule: messenger RNA, 1470 nt
Organism: Cokeromyces recurvatus
Lineage: Eukaryota; Fungi; Mucoromycota; Mucoromycetes; Mucorales; Mucoraceae
Product: 2-oxoacid dehydrogenases acyltransferase-domain-containing protein
Exons: 4
Coding region: 35-1327 (430 amino acids)
Cellular component (GO): mitochondrion; cytoplasm
Molecular function (GO): lipoic acid binding; acetyltransferase activity
Source: RefSeq, a predicted model, not a curated record